This is a messenger RNA of Fusarium sp. VM40, 573 nucleotides long. NCBI's taxonomy places the organism in Eukaryota, Fungi, Ascomycota, Sordariomycetes, Hypocreales, Nectriaceae. The record is from the annotation of a GenBank genome assembly.
AUGCAUCUGGCAGCCUCUCUAGGCCACCACGAAGUAUGCGAAGUACUUAUUAAGCUCGGCCACGAAGAUCCCUGCCCUGCGCUUAACGAAAGCCAUCAAACCGCGCUGAUGCUCGCCGCAGUUGGGGGCCACACCGAAGUCGUCCAGAUCCUCGUCGAGCACGAUAAAACAUGCAUCCUUCGUCGCGAUAUCCGAGGGCGCGAUGCCGUGAUGGAGGCUAGUCUUGGUGGACACGAUACCAUCCUGCAACUUCUCCUUACCCAUGUCCCCGGUGGGCCUUACGAAGCAGUUCGCCGCGCGGAUGUUGAAGGCAAUACGGCGCUACAUUUUGCGAGCGGCAAUGGAAACCUGCUAGUGUUGCGAACGCUGCUGGCGGCGGGCGCGGAUAUUCACAAGCGCAACAUCUGGAGUUGGACUCCAGCUGCCUACAGCGCUACUGUUCAGGCCGAAGUCUAUCUGAAGGGCUUGGUGAAUGAGGUUGGAAAGCGACAGCAGCAGCAGCAGAGAGAAAUCGAGACGGCCAAGAAGGGUGGUGGAGUUCGAGUUGUUGAGUCUACAAGCGACGAGGAAUGA